Messenger RNA from Drosophila miranda, 1258 nucleotides. RefSeq lists its product as uncharacterized. The transcript has 3 exons. Lineage: Eukaryota; Metazoa; Arthropoda; Insecta; Diptera; Drosophilidae. The record is from RefSeq and is a predicted model, not a curated record. The coding region runs from base 218 to 1258 and encodes 346 amino acids.
UUUUGUGGGUUUGGACAACAUUCGUGUGUGAACAGUGAAAAAGAAAAGGAAUCUAUUAACAUGUCUGGUCGUGGUAAAGGUGGCAAAGUGAAGGGAAAGGCAAAGUCUCGGUCGAACCGUGCUGGUCUUCAGUUCCCUGUUGGUCGUAUUCAUCGUCUACGUUUCCUUGAUAGACUGCACAGUACCAGGUACCAGGUGCCAGGUACCAGGUACCAGGAUGUUCCAUAAAGCGUGGUCAGCCCCGCCCAGGACUGGGUCCCAGAAUCCUGCGAGGCAUAUACACUUGCUUUUAGUGCCAGUCUCUGAUUGUAGCAAAGCCCACUCUGAACAUCUUCCAGUCUCGGGCUGUCUCUGUCUCUGUUUUCUCAGUCAGUCUCCAAAGCAGGCGCUGAAACUAUUGCCAGUUUUCAUCGACUCGUUUGCUCGUUGCUCAUUUGAGAAGUCGAAAGGUUUACCCAGGACACGGAAAAGCCGGAAAAAGAUACGAGAAAUGCCUGCAAAAAAAAAAGGUGAAGGCAAAGCUAAAGCCGGGAAUAUACCGGGGGAUACAGGAUCUGUGGCAACCGCGACUGUGGUUCGGCGCCAAAUGCCGCCGCGCGCCUGCAAGAGCAAGAGCCAGAGCGCCGCCCCAGAGCGCCGUCCCAGUCUUAGUCCCAGCCGCCAGCAGCCCAGCCGCCUGGCCAAGAAGCCCAGCCUGACGCCGACCACCGGUUCUCAGGCGCCAUCGCAGACCAUCGCAAAGUCGAGGCCCACCGGUCCCGAGACGAUUUUUGAACGGCCCGGCAAUGAGGACGACGGGCCCACCAGCAGCCAUGCCGUGGCAUUCGGCGAGUGCCAGCGCCGCGUCCUCGCCCUGGGUACGGGCGAAAAAAAAAGAAACCUGUCGCAGAAGAGCUGCCUGAAGGUGCGCAACACCUUGGGCGAACGCAGCACCCGGCACAUGAUGGCCGGGUAUGUAUCGUCAUACUAUGAUGAUAAACCGUCAACAUCAGCAGCAGCAGCAGCAACAGCUCUGCUACGGCAGCAGCGGCAGCACAAGCAGCAGCAGCAACAACAACGGCAAACCUCAACACCAGCACAAGCAGCAGUGGCGGCGAUUAUGAAAAAGCUACCAACGAAAACGGCUGCAACAGCAGCAAAUGCAGGUAAAGCGAAAACAAACAAUAACGGCAAACAUCCACCAUUGCUCAGGGUGUUUAUCUACGAGAAUACUUUCGACCAAAAAGUUCCCAUCUUGGAAAGAUGGCUGAACAUUUAG